GCAGGCAGCUUUAGAUCUGCGUAGUGCCGGACCUUAAAAGUGAAUGAACUGUAUUCAGGUAUUCGUUACCUUCCAGUGUGUGGACGCAUUUGUUACAGAUUUUUGAACAUUAAUCCAAGCAAAAAAUUGUCCAGAAAGGCGGCGCAAUGGAAAACCUCUUUGGAAACGACCUGUGGGGACAAGUGCCUGUUGGUUUGCGACCUCAACUUGAGGAGGCAUGGAAACAGCAUGUUCUUGAAAAAGAAGCCAUCCAGAGUCGAUUGAAGUUUCAGUCGGAACAAGAACUAGAAGAAGCAACCGCGGCCCGUGCAGCUGCCGAGUUGCAGCUCGAAACUCUUCAAACGCGUUUUACGCAAUCUGAGAAUGAGCUUACGUCAGCACGACAACAGCUUCAUAGUCUUCAAACCCAAACGGUCAAGAUGGAAUCGGAACAUUCUUUGAGUCUUGAGGAACUAAAAUCACUUAGGUCAAUCAAAGAGAAACUCGACCAACAGAUCAAAACUAUGGAAGAAGAGCUUCAAAAGGUAACUCAAGACGCUGAAGACUCCAAAGGAAAAUUGAAGGAUGCUAUUAUCAGAACGCAAGAAUAUGAGACUACCAUCGCUUCAUUUAAACACAAAAACACUAGUCUAGAACAAGGGCAACAAGCUCUCGAGAAACGAGUAUAUGCUUUAAAUGAAGAUUUGGACGCUGCGAAUUCUUCCGCAUUAAAAGCGCGUAACAAUUCUGCAAGGGAGAUCGCUACCCUUCAAGGGGAGAAAGAGGAGCUUAAUGGAAGGCUAGAUGCUGUAAAUGCAGAACUGGAACGCACUAAAACAGAACUGUCAUUGGUGCGUACGAAUCUCCAGUCGGCGAUAACAGAGAAAGAGCGAGCAGAAGCCAACUUUGUGACAAUGGAAACGCAAUGGGAAGCUGAACUCAGUGCUGAAAAGAGACUAACCGAGGCUUACAAGAUCGGUGAAGAGAAAUAUAAAUCGAAAAUAAACCAGCUACUCGAUACCGCUAUUGACAUUCAGAAGGAGAAUUCAGACUUUGCUCAGCAAAACGAAGAAAUUCAGAUUAAACUAGCUGGAUUGCAGGCUGACCUCAAGCAAAGGGAGGUCGAAAUCGAAUCUUUGAAGACUCAAUUGGCCGAAACACGUGAGCUUGUUACGACACCGACAGGAGCCGGUGGCUUUGACAGCAGUGGCGGCGCGUGCCAGGAAGAAGCUCGCCAUCCGCUCGUCGCACUGCAAGAAAGGAAUGCCGUUGACAGCCGAAUUGCCGCUCUUCAAAAAGACAACCAAAUGUUGAAUCACACUGUGCGGCAGCUUACAAAAGAAAUGGAAGCGGUUACAGAAAAUAUUGUGCAUCACGACACGGUUUAUAAGCGGAUGAUGGCAGAUCGGGACAAACUAGAACGCCAACUAGGCGUACUUAACGAUGAGCGAGACCGCCUUAUGGAGGAGCGCGACACUGCAGUGCGAGAGUCAACCAAGUUAAGAUUUUCUGCCCAAAGACUUGAAAAGCAUAAUGGAGAUUUAUCUCGACAGGUACAAGUUCUCUUGGCGCAGAUUGAAAAUCGCCGGGAUACUUCAGUACGAGACAUCCGCUGUUCAGAGGGCCUAGAGGCGACGGUUGCUGAUGUGGUAUCAGGGCGUCUGGUAACAUUUACAUCAAUCACCGAACUGCAAGAGAAAAAUUCACAGCUGCUUCGAGCUGUUAGGGAACUCGAGAGCAUCAUUGAGGAAAGGGAAACUGAUGAAAAACGAUCGCUUGAACUAGAAGCUCUUGUUUCGGACCUUAAGCGCGAAGUGGAGCAGCUAAUGGCAGAGAAGGACUGUCAAGCUGAAAUUGUUUCGGCUCUAAAAACUGGUAGCACUCAAAAUUUGCUUGCCAGAAGCGGAUCAACUGGAUCUGGAAAAAAACAACAAUCGAGCGGCGCUGGGGGGGCAACUCCGGAAGAACUUGAGGAUGCUUCAAGUUAUGAGAGAGAAAAGCGUCAAGCAAGACUCGAAACUGAGAGGCUUGCUAAAGAAGUUGAAAGAAUCCGCAGCGAAAGCACGGCAAGGACCACAAGCCUUGAGAGUAAGAUUGAAGCGCUUCAGUCUAGCAACUGUGCAGUAAAAAUUGAGUUGGCAGGUUCUAAAGCAAAAUUGGAAAGCGAAAUUUUGAGAGGUCGUCAGUUGGAAGGUCAACUCAAAACUGCGCAGGUUGAAGUUCAAUCCCUACGAGACCGGAACGUAUCCCUGGCCUCUAAUAUCGCUAGUUAUGAACGAAAUGUGAGACAACUUGAGGAAGAAUUAUCUGAAAGAUCUCAGCGUCUUCAGCAAAAAGAAUCUCAACUUUUCGAAGCAUUAGCCGACUUGAAAAUUCAACGAGAAAACUACAGAAACUUAAGUGCUCAGAGCGAUAUUCGGGAAGCCAGCUCACUUCGGCAAACUGAGGUGAUUCUGGAGUUCCAAGAGAUGAAGAAUAAAAUGGGCGGUAUGCAAGACUAUCUUUCGAAGCAACUUAAGGAACAAAUCGAGGCUAAGGACAAGCUUAUAAAUGAGGCGCGUAAAGAAAUCGAUAAUCUCAAAGAGAAAUUAUUGAAGGCCGAAGCCGAUUUAGCAAACGCAAAGAAAUCUUCUGCCAGCUCUGCAGGUCUCCCUGCGAGUGUUGUCCCGACGCCAACCACUUCCCCAGGAGGCCUCUGCUGCGUGUCAUACAAGGAUCAAUUAACGAAAUACCAGGUGAUGACAAAAUCACUCGAGCAUCAAGUGUCAACAGAAAAAGACAACAGCACGCGCUUAGAAAAAAUGGUGAAGGAAUUGUCGGCAUGCCUUAAAGACUCCCAAGAAGCAAAAGCAACGUUAUGCGAACAGCUAUCUGCGGAAGUAGCCGAAGCGCAGGCAAGGGCAACGCGACUUCAAGCUGAAAAAGAGACCGCCGAGGAGAACGCCGUGCAAGCGGAACAGAGGUGCAAGGAUCUCGAAAUUCUUCAUAAGGAAACGGAGUCAACUCUCGCAGAAGUUCGUUCGGCUCUAGAUACGUCAACAGACCGCGAGUCACUUCAGCGCCUCGAAACAGAAAUCGCUGAAACAAGGUCCCGUCUGGAAACUGAGCUAAUUGCUCAUGGAAAAGCAGUUGAAGAUUUGGCUGCAAUGAGGUUACGAACUGAGAAGGCCGAAAGGGCCAAGGAGGAGGCAAAACAAGCAGCACAAGCCACCGCGAGCAGAUUGGAGCAGGAGAUCUUUGUGGUUCGUGAAGAAGUGAGUCGCCUUCGAAGUGAGAACUCAUCUCUGACUGAGCGCCUUGAAGAGCAUCAAAAGCGUUACGACGGAUUAUUAGCUCGUCUGGGACCACCAGACGAUAGUAAACGGCUAACUACGGCGUCACUGGGAAUUGCCGGGCCGUUGUCAAUGGAAGCGCUCCAAACAAGUGAGCUAUCUUCGGUCGUAGACUUUUUAAGAAGCGAAGGGAAACUCAAAGUAGCCGAACUCGACAAACUUCGUGCUGAAAAUGAGCGCCUUAAGACGAAAUGUGAGAGGACGCAAGAGUUGCUUCGGAAAGCUGAAGCCGACCGUGCCUCACAGGAGACCGAUACCCGUGUAUUCCUUACGGCCGAAAAGCACGCAGAGCUUGUCAAGAAAGUCGAACUUUCCCAGGUUUACCAGGAAAGCAACAGACUGCUCCGUCAGGAGUUAGAUGCUGCUCGAGCGAACUCAGUAGCAGGGCCUUCACAGUCUAGUGUAACCGAAGAGACUGAGACUUUAGCUAAAGAGAAUGAGAUUCUGAAACGUGAAGUGAGGUCAUGGCAGCAGCGGCUGCAGAAGGCAACCUUGCAAGCUGGUCAGGCUGUACUGGUUAAAGAAAUUGAAGAGAAAGCUAAGCGUGCCGAAGAGAGAGCAGUGCAAGCGGAGAACGAAGGGAGACAGGCUAAAGAAGACAAAACCAAAGCCGAAGAAGAUGCAAAAAAGAAAGACGAGAUCAUUGAGCAGUUGAAGCGUCUCGGCCGUAAAUACAAACAACAAUACACAGAAAAGGAAAAAGAAACGGGGGAAAAGGUGAAAGAGAUAGAGGAGAAACAGAAGGAAUUGGUGACUAUUAAGGACACGAUGGCUACUCUACAAAACGAACUAGAAGCCGAAAGGGCAAGGCUUGAGGCACAACGGCACGAACAGCAUCUGCGCGAGAAUACCAUCCGAAGUCAAUUCGAAGGAAAAUGGAGACGACAAGAUGAAGAAAUCAAAGCCUUGCGUAGUCAGCUUGCGGAGGCAGGAUCAAGCAAUUCAUCAACUGCGGCCAGUGGAAGUGGCGGUGACUCGAAUACAGCCUCGUCGGGCGAUAGCGGUAUGGCCUCACUGGUUUCCGGCAACAACUCCGCUUCUAGUGCUCCAUCGGCAUCUCCACCGCCUGCUCAGACCACUAGUGCGCCCACUCUAGUCGUCCGCCCAGUUCCUGCACAGCAGCCUCCAACAGCCUCGAUUCGUCCUGUGGUAACAGCGCACAGGGCAACGACAGGUCUUGCUGUAGCUCAGCCGGUUGUACCGGCGACUCGCAUGGUUGAGCCUCCGAGAGCCGAAGUUCAUCCAAUUCAAGAAGAAGUCAGUUCUAAUGUCGUCGUUAUGACGCCUAUCCCUACCUCUGGAAUUUCCCCCGGCCCAAGCACUUCUACGGCAGGAACAUAUCAACCACCUCCUCAAGCUUCUCAAGGAAUCAAACGAACGACGUCAGCAUCAACUUCCCUACUACCAGAAUCUGACGACGGUAGCGGUACGCCAACAGAGGUGAAGCGGGUGCGUACAGAAGCUGUCCUAGUCCUGCCCCAGACGAAUACUGAGAGCACGGCGGCCGGACCGUCGACAUCGUCCUAUGUCCUGGCAGGUAAUGAUAAUCGAGCUGCAGUAGUGGACGACGUUGAGGACGCCGGCGGCGCGGAUGUAAUCGGAGAGGAGGAGGAUGAAGGAGAUGACGACACCGCCCGUACAGAAGCUGAGGAUGAUGAACUUGUACUGGAGUUAGCCAAUGACGAUGCAAGCAGUGAUGCCACUUUGCCAACAGCGGCUGUUGUAGUACAUCAGCAACCCACACAGCAGAUGGAUUUGCAAGUAGCCGGUCAUGGGUUGCAACAGAGAGGAUCUCAUGCUGUGGUCCCACAGGCUAGUAGUAGCGUAUCUGUAAGUGGCGGCACCGAUGACGGCAUCGUGCCAUGUACGCCGACUCUCGUUGGGGGUGAGGAUGGUGGCACAUCUUCUUUUGUCUUUCAACCAGCCGCUGUUGCGGUCACUAGCGCCUUUCCAUCCCCGCCUCCAGGUGAUCAAGUAGCUGCAGUAGAACCUGUUAAUGGAAACGAAGGCGCUGAUGACAGUCCAUCAACCGAUGGAGCUCAACAAGAUGCGGCGGGCCUUGAGGGUGCAAGAAACGUACCGAGUAUUUCUAGUGCCUCAACAUCGACGAGCCAACAAAACAUCUCUGUAGUUGUUAGAGGCAGUGUCGGUACUGGUACGACCGGCGCUGGAUCCGGAACAACCUCAUCUGGAGAAGCCGAACUUGAAGAGACCACUCCAUCAACCCAACUCGAAACAGGCGUUUCUCAAAGAGUUGAAGGUCAACCACUUCUCCCAGUUCCGGAUCAGCCACCACAGCCACAGAAUCAUCAUGUCCUACAGGGUCAACGAAUUCGACGAAUUCAGGCACCUGCUUGGCAGCAGCAACAGCAACAAAUGCAACAACAACAGCAGCCACCUCAAGCGAUGGGAGGGCAUCCAGGAGGGCCAGGGAUGGCUUUGAGAGGUCGUGGGGCCCGCCGAGGAGGCAGGCCUAUGGUAAAUCGAAACAUAUGGAGGCGCCAACAAUAGUUAUGCCAGAACAAAUGAAACGUUGGAAUUAUCAGAUGAGAUGACAUUGUAUAAUCUAAAGGCAUUACUUCAAAUAAGAACUAGGUAAAAACACUGAAAUGAUUAAAGUAGAAGCACUGCGGUCUUGGCAUGCGUGCUAUGUUUAGUGAUUAUAUGUGUUGUCCGUGAUCUCCUGUGCUGCUGUGACGUACACAACUUGCUUUUUAAUUUGUGUUAAUAUGGAAUACGCUAAAGGAUUGAAUUGAAAUAAAAAUAAUUCUGUUAUACUGUCGAUCUCAGAGUUUAUAGUUUUACUGCAGCUUUCUACUUUAAUUAAAUGACUCUAAGUAUUAUUUAUCCGUAAGAAAGUGUAUGCAUUUCUUCAUCGAACACUGUACUCGUUUCUUUCCAUACGACUUAAGUCGUUUAGCCUAUAAUAGACUUACGCUGCUUAUUUUGGCUAAAAUAUUUUAGCCAUUAGAUAUAAAAUAUCUAUACCUUACAUUAUUAGUGUAUAUCGCGGCGUAAUUUUCAUAUUAGAUAUGACUGCGGAGUAAUUCGUGUGCGGCAUUAAUUAACUAUAGAUGUAGUUAAUUUUUAGAUUACUAUAGAUUAACUAUAGACAACUAAAAAAAUUCCAUUGAAUGCGUAUUUUUGAAAAAAAUGGAAAUAUAUAAAAACAUGGACGUGUCUGUAAACACUGUACAACAAUAAUAAUAAUUCUUAUUGUCAUAGUAACCAUAAUAAUAAAGUACUAGAUUAUUUUUAUUUUGAUGAAAAUUAAAUUUAUGUGAACGAACCCUAUUAUCUCCUAUAAACAGAUCUAGUUAAAGGUGAUCAUCUGAUACAUGAAAAUGCUAAACUUUUGCGCUAAGUUAACUUUAGUAUCUUCAUUUACGUGAUAAACACGAUAAGCACUUCGCAUUGCCCUACGUCAUGAACGUCAAUAGAAUAAUUUUUCCCCGUUCUUAUUUAAGAAACAUCUAAUUAUAACAGAAGAAGUUACGUUUUUGAUAUUAUCGGGAAACACUACAACCUGUGAGGAGCAGUAGGAACAGUGUCUAUCUUCAAAGAAAACAAAACAUAGUACAAUUGUUACAUAAUAUAAGCAGAAUAAAUACCACUACACUAAAAACACUAUUUGCGUAGUUUCAAUGGUUUGAACAAAAUACACAAUAAUAAUGUUGUUUAUUGGAUGAUUAUUUCUAUUAAACAUCAAUAAAGUACAACCGAAUACCGA
Varroa destructor (honeybee mite) is the source of this 7041-nucleotide messenger RNA. RefSeq lists its product as uncharacterized. NCBI's taxonomy places the organism in Eukaryota, Metazoa, Arthropoda, Arachnida, Mesostigmata, Varroidae. Gene Ontology annotation, molecular function: structural constituent of nuclear pore. The record is from RefSeq and is a predicted model, not a curated record. Gene Ontology annotation, cellular component: nuclear pore. Gene Ontology annotation, biological process: mRNA export from nucleus.